This is a messenger RNA of Aspergillus aculeatinus CBS 121060, 1407 nucleotides long. RefSeq names its product transcription factor domain-containing protein. The record is from RefSeq and is a predicted model, not a curated record. Gene Ontology annotation, cellular component: nucleus. Gene Ontology annotation, molecular function: DNA-binding transcription factor activity; transcription cis-regulatory region binding. NCBI's taxonomy places the organism in Eukaryota, Fungi, Ascomycota, Eurotiomycetes, Eurotiales, Aspergillaceae. Gene Ontology annotation, biological process: positive regulation of transcription by RNA polymerase II. The transcript is spliced from 2 exons. Bases 1 to 1407 code for a protein of 468 amino acids.
AUGACAGCAUGCAAGCCUCUCAGCGGCGACGAGACGUGCGACUUGCAGAAGCCUGUAUGCACACGAUGUCAGCGUUAUCCCAAGGGGUGCGUAUACAAUCUAAGUCUCGUUGGCCAGGCAGUCAAACCUCGCCCGGCGAAACAGCAGCUCAGUGCAUCUCGCACAGGAGUUGCAAUUGAUAGACAGGACCAACUGGAUGUUACCCAGAGCCUAGAGGCAUUGGCCAAUCAACCAUCCCUUCAUCUCUCGUCGACCCUGUCAUCCGAGCAAUCCAGAUUCUUCAUGCACAUCUUCGCCACGGAGACAGCACCCAGGCUGUUCCCUGCAGCGCCCGAUCUGUUUCUAAAGCGAAUGAUCAGUGCUUCGAUGCAGACACCUCAUCUUUUGUAUGCGCUACUAGCCGCAGCCUGCAGCCAUCACAGCCGGCUGGUGCAGGAUACAAGCCCGUCGUCCAAGAUAGCGUGUCUGAGAUUCACCAACCUUGCCAUCUCCAGCCUGCGGUCGACGAUCAGCGAGUCAAGCCAGAGAUUACCUACUGAGACAGUCGCGACAGCAAUGGCAUUGUGCACAAAUGACGUCUGUAACGGUAACAUGCACGUCUGGAGGACACAUCUCGGCGGAGUCAGGCAGCUGCUGAAUGCUUUCUUGGCGCAGGAAAAAUCUCGCUGGGUACAGGAUUCGUAUAUCCAUUCGCUAGUCAAAUGGUUCACGACGCUGAAUCUGAUAGCGAGCCUGUCGGGGCAGAGCCAUAUAGGAAUUACCUCCGAGGCCGCAAAGGAGCCUUUGAACGAGCUUCUUGGUCAGAGUUCCGGAUACAUCGAUGAUGUCUGCGGUUAUUCGCUGGAAUUAGUCCCGUGUUUGACUCAAUUAUCCCACCUCAUCCAUCAACAACGUAUGACUGCGAGUACGUCAGACGAUAUGCUACAAGAUGCGAUGAUCUUGCAGCAAAGCCAGCUCCUCGAGAACGAACUCUUCAUGCUACUUGACACUACUGUAUCCGACACAACCAUGAAAAGCAAAGGAGAACUUGCUUUGGAGUUACAACAUACCCAUCGCGCCUUUGUUCACACCGCUCUACUGCACCUACACCGUCGUGUUCAAAAGUUGCCGAUCAGCCACCCGCAAGUCAGAGCCGACGUCGCAGGUAUCAUUUGUGCCGUCCAAGACAUCCGCCCAUUCUCGGCGGCGAAUAUCAUCAUUCUCUGGCCUGUCUUCAGUGCUGGUUGUGAGACAGAUAUGCCUAGCGAGCGCUGCAUCAUUCAGGGAAGAAUGGCCAACAUGCAGAGUCUUGGAAUGGGGAAUUUCACGAGAGCUCGAGACUUGUUGAACCUUUUCUGGGCAUCGAGGACGACUUUGCAAUGGGACGCGUUUUUCGCACAGCUUGGGCUGGAGUUGGUUCUGUUCUAA